Molecule: messenger RNA, 1125 nt
Organism: Anopheles maculipalpis
Lineage: Eukaryota; Metazoa; Arthropoda; Insecta; Diptera; Culicidae
Product: probable phosphoserine aminotransferase
Exons: 4
Coding region: 29-1123 (364 amino acids)
Biological process (GO): L-serine biosynthetic process
Cellular component (GO): cytoplasm
Molecular function (GO): O-phospho-L-serine:2-oxoglutarate transaminase activity; pyridoxal phosphate binding
Source: RefSeq, a predicted model, not a curated record
CAAUCAUCCUCAGCUAACCGGUGCAACAAUGGUCAUCAACUUUGGGGCAGGUCCGGCAAAGUUGCCUCGCGAAGUGCUGUGCGAGGUGCAGAAAGAUUUGGUCGAACAUGGCACGAGCGGUAUGAGCGUGAUGGAGAUGUCCCAUCGAGGUAAUGCAUACGUUGCAUUACACAACGAUACACUGGCACUAGUGAAGGAGCUGCUUGACGUACCGGAUAACUACAAGAUUCUGCUGAUGCAGGGCGGAGGAACGGGAUUGUUUGCUGCCGUUGCGAUGAAUCUAAUGGGCAAAACGGGCAAAGCGGACUACAUCGUCACGGGCAGUUGGUCGUCGAUGGCCGCCAAAGAAGCGGCACGAUAUGGAACCGUUAAUUAUGUAGUACCCAAGCAGGACAAAUACACCGGCAUUCCCGACCCGAAGCAGUGGAAGCUCGAUCCAGAAGCAUCGUACGUCUAUUACUGUGACAAUGAAACAAUUGGAGGCAUUGAGUUUGAUUCGGUGCCAGAAACCAACGGCGUACCGUUGGUAGUCGACAUGUCGUCGAAUAUGCUAUCUCGAAGAGUCGAUGUGAAGAAGUUUGGCGUUAUAUUUGCCUGUGCACAGAAGAACAUCGGCCCAUCCGGCAUUACGCUAGUACUCGUGCGGGAAGAUCUAAUUGGCCAAGCAAUGCCAAUCACUCCAACCAUUUUCGAUUUCUCCAUCAUUGCUAAAGCAAAUUCAAUUAGUAACACGCCGCCUACAUUUAUCAUCUAUGUGAUGGGACGUGUAUUUGCUUGGAUCAAGCGUAACGGCGGAGUUGAUGAAAUGUACCGCCAGUCGAUGGUAAAAUCUGACCUGAUAUACGACGUGAUUGCCAAGUCCAACGGGUUCUAUUACUGCCCGGUCGAUAAAAAAGUGCGCAGCCGGAUGAACGUACCCUUCCGCAUCGGUGGUGCGACUGGAGACGAAGAGCUGGAAAAACAAUUCCUUAAAGGUGCCGAAGCGCUAGGCAUGCAGCAGCUAAAAGGUCACCGAUCGGUCGGCGGUAUACGUGCGUCCCUGUACAACGCGGUAACGGUCGAGGAAGCGACGGCUUUGCAACAGUACAUGCUGGAGUUUUUGAAGAAACACCAGAAAUCUUAAAA